CUGGGCAACGGCCUCAUCAGCACAGCCGUAGCCUGCGACCACCGCCUGCACACCCCCAUGUACUUCUUCCUCCUCAACCUCGCCCUCCUCGACCUGGGCUGCAUCUCCACCACUCUCCCCAAAGCCAUGGCCAAUGCCCUCUGGCACACCAGGGACAUCUCCUACACAGGAUGUGCUGCACAGGUCUUUUUCUUUCUCUUCUUCAUCUCUGCAGAAUUUUAUCUUCUCACUGUGAUGUCCUAUGACCGCUACGUUGCCAUCUGCAAGCCCCUGCACUAUGGGACCCUGCUGGGCAGCAGAGCUUGUGCCACCAUGGCAGCAGCUGCCUGGGGCACUGGGCUUCUCUGUGCUCUAUUGAACACUGCCAAUACAUUUUCCCUGCCCCUGUGCCAAGGCAAUGCUGUGGAUCAGUUCUUCUGUGAAAUCCCCCACAUCCUCAAGCUCUCCUGCUCACACUCCUACUUCACUGAAAUUUGGCUUCUUGUGGGUAGUGCCUGGUUUUCCUUUGGGUGUUUUGUCCUCACUGUUGUGUCCUAUGUGCAGAUCUUCAGGGCCGUGCUGAGGAUACCCUCUGAGCAGGGACGGAACAAAGCCUUCUCCAUGUGCCUCCCUCACCUGGCCGUGCUCUCCCUGUUUCUCAGCACUGCUAUGUUUGCCUACCUGAAGCCGUCCUCCAUCUCCUCCCAAUCCCUGGACCUGAUUGUGUCAUUUCUAUACUCGGUAGUACCUCCAGCACUGAACCCCCUCAUCUACAGCCUGAGAAACCAGGAGAUCCGUGGUGCCCUCAGAAAAAUACUUCAAUAUACACUGUUUCUUCAUCAUAAAGAUAUUCAUCAUACUCUGAAGACUCCAAAAAGUUUAAGAAAAGCUUGA
This is a messenger RNA of Gallus gallus (chicken), 873 nucleotides long. Its product is annotated as olfactory receptor 14A16-like. Gene Ontology annotation, biological process: G protein-coupled receptor signaling pathway. The transcript has a single exon. The annotation marks the transcript as partial. The record is from RefSeq and is a predicted model, not a curated record. Gene Ontology annotation, molecular function: G protein-coupled receptor activity; olfactory receptor activity. Gene Ontology annotation, cellular component: membrane. Lineage: Eukaryota; Metazoa; Chordata; Aves; Galliformes; Phasianidae.